GGACAGAAGACACAUAUUGAGUCUGCACAUCUAAACAGGUAUAUAAAAGAGAUAAAACAUAUAAACCCGCUUUGUGUUAAUUAAAACGGAGAAGAGGUGAUAUAAGAAUGGAAAAUGUCAAAGAUAAAAUAAAGAAAAAGGAAUACAGAAACUGGGUACAAAGUACUUUAGGGUUAGAAAGAACAAACAGGGCACUUUACGAAUACGUAAAAGAUAAAUUCACAUCAUACACACAUGGAAAAUGUGCGCUGCAAUCUAGCCAGACGCAUUUUACUCAGGAUGAAGUAAGUCAUAUUCGCCGCGGAGCAGGCUGCCUUCGUAUGUCCCUUGAAAAGAUGGUCAAGUACAAACUAGACAAGAAGACAAAUACAUCAAAAUGGGAAUGGAAAAGCAAAUGCAGUAAAUGUGAAGGGGCAUUUGUGAAGAUCCUAUCACUGCAUACAGAGCAGAUCAAGAAAGUCAAUAAAGGAGAAUCACAUUAUAGAGACAUACAUUGGAAAAACUGCCAUGAUACAUCCAACAUUUCUCUGGAAUGGGCAAUUGCAAAAAUGUUCAUGCCUCAAGGAAAUGAAAACAACACUGGGCCAGAUGAUACCGAUCCAGCCUCUAUGCUUAGUCUUAUGCUGAACUGCGAUUUGUUUACAAACCCAGUUAGAAAGUCGCACUUGCAAAAGCUUAAAGAAGCCAGAAACAGCCUGUUCCAUUCUUCAAAUAAUCUGGUCAAGGACAGUGACGUGAUAGAUUACUUUGACCACAUGAAAGGUCUUCUCACCGAUGCUUCGAAUGACAAUGAAGUUGACAAGAAUAUAGGACAAACAAUUCGCAAUGACAUCGGGAAAAUUGAAAAGUUGAAAGACGCAGAAAUAACGAUGACUUUGUUUGAUGAUGCCUUGAAGAUCAAACGGAAAGCAAUAUAUGACGAUUUCGAAAAAUGCUUGAGCGACAACGACAUUGAGCAACUGAAACUACUCCUGAAGCUUGCAGAAAAAGUGGCGGCUGAUCUUCAGUUCAUAAACGACCACUUUGAUGAAUUAAAAAACAUAGAAAAGUACAAGAAGGAAAUCGAUCAAUUGGAAACAAAACAAAAAGGAAUUGAAGCCGGCAUCAACACUUUGUCUGAAAGUUUUAGACAAAUUAAAGAGUCUCAUAUGAUUCAUAAACAUGAAGUCGAAGACGAGUUGGAAAUGUACAGGAAAUUUCAAGAUGACCAGGAAAAACAAUUGACCAACCAGAUAAAACUUAUAUACCAUUCUAUGACACAGGUUUGGAAAACUGCUAAAGAAAAUUUGACCAGGUCUUUCAUGGAACUCGGAAACAGUUAUAAGCAAUUGAAGAACGAUUCGAAAGAAAUGGUGUCUAACACGAGUCAAGAAAUGGGUCAAGUUAAGGAUCACUUUGAAAUUCUGGAACUUAAGCUACACCGCCAAAACAAAAUAAUCAGUAGGAUUCGAGAAAACACGAAGUCUGUGUCACGUGAUCUUGACCAAUUGGAGCACAUUUCAAAUGAUAUCCCAGUCAUAUCCCAAGGAAUCAGAGGACUCAAAAAUGGAGUUUGUUUCUGCUGGCGUGAAGUUUCUCAACUGAGUGCAGAAGGUAUGGUUAUUGUAGUUGUCGUUACAAUUGCCAUCUCCAUAAUAUUCAGGCUCUGCUUGUAUUUUGCUUUCUAGAAUGAAAGGCAUGAUAACUGGUACAAUUUACUAUCCUGAAUCCCAUAAAAGGGCGUUGCCGCAUAAUGAAAAGUUUGUCUAUUAGUGAGUUAAGACAGCUAGUUACACACUAUUUCAUGAUCAAAAUUUUGUCGUUGAAAUAAAAGUUUUGUUCCUGAAGUACCUUUUGGUUUGAGUGAACGUCAGAUACCAUAUCUUCAUGUGUAGCGUAAUGAAACUUUGUUGUUCAGGAAUGUGCAAUGACAUAGUGUUAAAGAUAGAAAUACCUGUAUACAGAAUUUUGUGCUGAAUGAGUUCUAGAUGCGAUGCCGUUUGCCUAGCCUCAGCAAAUCAAAGCCUAAUUUUAUUCAGGACAUUUAAUAAAAGUCAAUUUUCCAGGAUAGUUUUAUGGAUUCAGUUGAGUCAUUUCAAGAAUACGUCGUUUAUAUAAACAAUAAGUGUUAAUUUCUUUCGUUAAAUUUGUUUGAUGCCUACGACAGUGUUUGCGCAACUAUUUGCAAGGGAAACACAGAGUAGUUUAAUUACUGUAGUAAAAUGUGUUGUCAAAAUGUAAAAUAAUAAUAACAAACAAAUUAAAUAAUAUAAAGGUUUGUUCUGUAUUCUAGAUGAUCAUAGUUAUGCACAAGCUUAUAUGGAUUGUACAUUUUUGCAAGCUUAGUUUGAAACUGAAUCCAGAAGGAAUGACUCUAUGGUCGACAAGGCUCCGGUUGUAUCAGCAUGGUCAGCAAAUUCUGUUGUAAAUAUCUGAAUUUAAACAAUAUCAAGAAAACCUUGACUACGCUGUUAUUGUUUGUGUAUACUUCAAUAAAAGCUGUACAGUUGUAAUACCCUAAAUGAUUUUCCUUAUACAUGUUGUAUAUCUUAUAUGAAUGUUUUAUGUUCACAGUGAUUGCAAACAUGACCAGGCCUAUUUUAGAUUACAAGUCAUUUCUUCAUCUUAAGACUGACAUAAAAUGAAAGGAAGAGCAGAGUCAUGUAUCUUGUAAGAGAGAUUGUUUCUGUCACAUUUGCCU
Molecule: messenger RNA, 2680 nt
Organism: Mercenaria mercenaria
Lineage: Eukaryota; Metazoa; Mollusca; Bivalvia; Venerida; Veneridae
Exons: 4
Coding region: 108-1667 (519 amino acids)
Source: RefSeq, a predicted model, not a curated record